Pyricularia grisea is the source of this 1128-nucleotide messenger RNA. RefSeq lists its product as uncharacterized. The coding region runs from base 1 to 1128 and encodes 375 amino acids. The transcript is spliced from 5 exons. NCBI's taxonomy places the organism in Eukaryota, Fungi, Ascomycota, Sordariomycetes, Magnaporthales, Pyriculariaceae. The record is from RefSeq and is a predicted model, not a curated record.
AUGGUCGAGACUCAGUCGCCAACGGUCAUCACCGUAUCGGUGAUAUUUGCCGUUUUUACUUUUGCAGCUUUAAGUCUUCGAUUCUGGGCCCGAGCAGUCCUGGUGAAGCACAUUGGAACUGAUGAUGUUCUCAUUAUCAUUGCAUCGAUCUUCUCGUUUUUCUUUCUAGGAGCCUCAGUCCGGGCCGCGCAGCUCGGACUCGGCGCACACAUGGACGAGGUCUUCUCGCGGGGCACGGACAACCUCGUGGCGUACGCGCAGACGGUGUGGCUGUCCUCGAUCCUAUACAACGCCUGCCUGGGCUUCAUCAAGAUCUCGGUGCUGGCUCUGUACAUGCGGCUGGGCGACAAGCGGCUGCGGACGCUUGCCGUGGUCAUGAUCCUCGUGGUCGCCGCCCAGACCACGGCCAACGUCUUGGUCUGCAUCCUGCAGUGCACCCCGGUCAGGGCGGCCUACGACGUCACGAUGCCGCGGGAGGCCAAGACUUGCAUCAACAUCAAUGCCUUCUAUCUCGCCACCUCGGCCUGCAACAUCUUGACCGACCUCUUGACCUACAGCUUGCCCAUCCCUCUGGUUUUGAGGUUGCAGGUGACGAGGCCGCAGAGGGUAGGACUGGCUGUGAUGUUGUCGUUGGGGUUGUUAGCUUGUGCUUCAAGCAUCAUCCGGAUCACUUUUAUUCCCGCCCUACUGGACAGCACAGAUCCCACCUGGGAUAUCGCCCAACCAAUGUACUGGUCCGUAAUCGAGACCAACGUGGGAAUCCUUGCAGCAUCGAUCCCGAGCCUAAAGGUCAUCGCCAAGGUGUACUUCCCACGGCUGCUGGGCACGCAGAGCGGCCGCGGAGCAGCAGGAGCAGGAGGAGGAGUAGGAGGCACGGCCGGGGCGUCCUCGGGCGGCAGAGGCUGUGGCAAGUCUGGGAUUUGGACCUCGGCCCGCAGCAGCAGGCAAAGCAACCUCGACGGCUUCGAGACCAGGAUCGGCUCCCAGGAGGAGUCCUCGACCGAGGCGCUGGCGACGGCGGCGGCGGCGCCACCUCCGGACGGAAAGAUUGAGGUGACGACGCAGGUCAGCAUGGAGGUUUUUGAUAGGAGGGUGAUGGAGGAAGGGAGAGGGGCGGAGAUGUGUUGA